UACAGCAAUUAUGUCGAAUCUCACUUGUUCUUCUAUUCAUUCCCUUCUUUAUAUGCAUGGAAUGAGGUUUUCUACAAGAAAUAUUACAUCACCAAACUGAGGCUCUUUGAUUCCAGCAGUCCUGCCCUUCAGGCAUUGAAAGGGAGCGAAAUUAGUGUUGGCAUGCGCAACCAAAACCUACCUGCCUUGGCAGCUGCAAUCAAUCAAGAAGCUGUCAACGCAUGGUUUGCCGCCAAUGUUGAGCCUUACCUGUAUGGCAUUCAACUCAAUUACAUAGCUGUUGCCAAUGAGCUUAUUCCGGGCGACCAAGUUUUUCCGGUAAUGAGGUUUUUGCGACCGGUACUUGAUGGCAAACAGCUGGAUGGGAUUAAGGUGACCACAGUUGUUCAAGGAACUGCCUUAGGAUCUUCAAACCCGCCUUAAGUGCUGUGUUCGCAGCAGAGGCUGUUCAUGACUAACACUGUUCAACUUGUAGCACCAAGCGAUUCAUCUCUUUUGGUCAAUGUGUACCCUUACUUUGCCUACAAAUCAGACCAUGUUCACUUGGACUAUGCUCUGUUCACCACUAUAAGUAUAACCCCCGCCGUUCAAGACGGACCACUAGGCUACUACAACCAGUUUGAUCCCAUAGUGGAUUCGUUUUACACGGCAAUGGAGAAAGGAGGUGGCCCUAAUGUAACGGUUGUGGUAUCUGAAAGUGGUUAGACAUCUGCCGGGAGUGGAGAAUUCAUCAGCCCAGAACUUGCAGGGACAUGUAACCAGAAAUUGAUCAAACACACCAGUUCGAGGGCAGGAACACCAAAAACACCUGGUUACUACAUUGAAGGAUACAUCUUUGUGAAGUUUAUUGUGAAUCAGAAACCCGAGGGCGAGGAACAGAAUUUUGGUCCAUUUAACUUAAUGUGCGACCUGUUUAUCCUGUAGUUUAUGUUCUUUA
This is a messenger RNA of Argentina anserina (silverweed cinquefoil), 937 nucleotides long. Its product is annotated as probable glucan endo-1,3-beta-glucosidase BG4. Gene Ontology annotation, molecular function: hydrolase activity, hydrolyzing O-glycosyl compounds. The record is from RefSeq and is a predicted model, not a curated record. Gene Ontology annotation, biological process: carbohydrate metabolic process. Lineage: Eukaryota; Viridiplantae; Streptophyta; Magnoliopsida; Rosales; Rosaceae. Gene Ontology annotation, cellular component: plasma membrane.